AUGAACUCAAAUCGUGUUGUUGCUGGAACAGGUUUUUACGGAUUAAACUCGAAUCAACUCAAAAAACCUGCUGGAAUUUUUGUCGACGUGAAUUUGGAUUUAUAUGUGGCAGAUUAUAUGAAUGAUCGAGUUCAGCUGUUCCAUCCAGGAGAAUCAAAUGGUAUCACGGUAGUUGGAAGUAGAUCACUAAAUCCAACAAUUAAACUUGCUUGGCCAAGUGGAAUUAUAUUAGAUGCUGAGAAAUAUUUAUUCAUUGUGGAUUUUGGCAAUAGUCGCAUUAUUGGUUCAGGCUUGAAUGGUUUUCGAUGUUUGGUUGGAUGUUAUGGAGUGGGCUCACAAUCCAAUCAGUUAAAUAUUCCAUUUAGUUUUAGUUUCGAUCGUUCUGGAAACAUCUUUGUGGCUGAUACAGAUAAUCAUCGAAUUCAAAAAUUCUUAUUGAUGAAAGAAUCUUUUGCUCUUUCAUUCAAUCAAACAAAGUUUUGUCCAACUGCCACUUGGGACUCCAAUGGAAUUAUUUUUGCUGAUCGAUCGAUGGCUGGUGAAUAUCCUACCGCCAUUUUUGUGAGCACAAAUAACACAAUCUAUGUUGCUAAUCAACAAAAGAACACAAUUGUUAUGUGGGAAGAAGA
Molecule: messenger RNA, 629 nt
Organism: Adineta steineri
Lineage: Eukaryota; Metazoa; Rotifera; Eurotatoria; Adinetida; Adinetidae
Source: the annotation of a GenBank genome assembly